AAGCCAAAGAGAAAGAGAGAGAGAGAGAGGAGAGACCUGUGCAAUGAGUACGUUGGGAGCUUGGGACUAUGCCAUCCUGGCCGUGGUCCUCAUCAUAUCAAUAUGCAUCGGUGUCUAUUAUCGGUACGUGGACAAUAAACAGAGCAAUACCACGGCGUAUUUUCUGGCUGAUCGUUCCAUGGGCGUAACGCCAGUGGCGUUCAGCUUGAUGGCCAGCUUCAUGUCGGCGGUCACAAUACUUGGCGUAUCCAUGGAGAUCUAUCAGUAUGGCACCAUGUUCGUCAUCAUCAAUAUCUCGUAUGUGCUGGCAACACCUGUUGCCGCCUAUCUAAUACUGCCAGUAUUUUAUCGCUUGAAAACGGCCAGCGUCUAUGAAUAUCUGGAGCUACGCUUUGGGUAUGCCACCCGUUUGGUGGCCUCGAUAACCUUCUCGCUCCAAAUGAUACUCUACAUGGGCAUUGUGGUCUAUGCUCCGGCACUGGCGCUUGAAGCAGUCACGGGCCUAAGUCAGAUCUUCUCUAUCCUAAUUGUGGGCAUCGUCUGCACCAUUUAUGCCACAAUGGGUGGCAUGAAGGCGGUGCUCAUAACGGACAUAUACCAAUCGAUCCUGAUGUUUGUCUCCGUCUUCAGUAUCAUCAUCUACACGGGCAUCAAGGCCGGUAGCUUCGAUGACGUUUGGAAGGUAGCGCAGGAAACCGGGCGCAUUGACUUCACCAACGUUAGCGUAGAUCCCACAACUCGACACUCCUGGUUCACACAGGUGCUCGGCGGCAGUGCAACCUACCUGAGCCUGUACGGCGUAAAUCAAGCGCAAGUGCAACGGCUGCUGGCCGUGCGCAAUCUGCGAUCAGCGCGCGCCGCUCUCUGGUGGUGUUUGCCCAUCUUGUGCCUGCUAAGCAUCAGCACUUGCUUCUCGGGUCUGUGCAUCUAUUGGUACUACCGCAACUGUGAUCCGCUGUUGGCUGGACGCGUCAGCUCGCGGGACCAGAUCAUGCCGCUAUUUGUGGUGGACACCAUGGGCGGCUAUACUGGACUGGCGGGUCUCUUUGUGUCCGGCAUAUUCUGUGCCAGCCUGUCGACGAUCAGCACAGCGAUCAGCUCGCUGGCUGCUGUCACACUGGAGGAUUACCUGAAGCCACUGAUGCACAGCUGUGGGAAACGCACGCUCACGGAUCAUCAGACCAUGUGGUACUCCAAGCUGUUGUCGGCCUUCUUUGGUGCUCUCUGCAUUGGCGUGGCCUUCCUGGCCGGCUCCAUUGGUGGUCUGCUGCAGGCGGCUCUAUCCAUCUUUGGCAUCAUUGGCGGCCCCCUGUUGGGUCUCUUCACGCUGGGCAUGUACGUGACGUCGGCCAAUCAAAAAGGCGCCAUUGGCGGCCUGCUACUGUCGCUAGCCAUUUCCUUUUGGAUUGGCUUCGGUCAGCCAAAGCCGCCCAUACCCAGCCUGGAGAUGUCCAUUGCCGGCUGCCCGGCUGAUCGCAGCUAUGCCACCGACAUAUUCCUCCUGCAAACCGAGACUGCACACUUCAGAGAGAAUCCCGAGCCCGAACCGGAAUCGUCGUACUUCUAUCUCUACCGCAUUAGCUACAUGUGGUAUGCACCCAUUGGCUUCGUCGUGUCCUUGUUUGGCGGCUGGCUGCUCUCGUACUGCAUGGCCGCCUUCAAGUGGGACAACAAUCGUCAGAUCUACCACGACGCCGAUUGCACGCUGAUCAAGCACGAUCUCUUUGUGCCGCCCAUAGCCAAGCGCCUGCAGCGCCGCCAAAUGCCACGCCUAGUCGUGACCAGCACCACCAGCAGCGGCAGUGGCUUUGGCAGCAACAGGAACAGCUACAUCCACAAGGAGUCCAAAAGCGAAAAGCCACACACACAAAUCUAAUCUAUUGAACUCUUCAAUUCUUCUCUUCCG
Messenger RNA from Drosophila navojoa, 1906 nucleotides. Its product is annotated as putative sodium-dependent multivitamin transporter. Gene Ontology annotation, biological process: sodium ion transport; transmembrane transport. Gene Ontology annotation, cellular component: membrane. Lineage: Eukaryota; Metazoa; Arthropoda; Insecta; Diptera; Drosophilidae. The record is from RefSeq and is a predicted model, not a curated record. Gene Ontology annotation, molecular function: symporter activity.